Molecule: messenger RNA, 2964 nt
Organism: Pieris napi
Lineage: Eukaryota; Metazoa; Arthropoda; Insecta; Lepidoptera; Pieridae
Product: zinc finger protein 264-like
Exons: 11
Coding region: 97-2832 (911 amino acids)
Biological process (GO): regulation of transcription by RNA polymerase II
Cellular component (GO): nucleus
Molecular function (GO): RNA polymerase II cis-regulatory region sequence-specific DNA binding; DNA-binding transcription activator activity, RNA polymerase II-specific; zinc ion binding
Source: RefSeq, a predicted model, not a curated record
UGUUAAAUAUCAGCUAUCAAUUGUCGGUUUGACACAGAUGAGGUAGGCGGAAGUAGAUGACGCCAUCUUUGAAUUGAGUGUCUUCUCUCUUCAAUAAUGGAAGUUUAUCUUUAUAAUUCUACAGUUUGCAGACUUUGUGGAGAAGAAAAUGAUAACGGAACAUUAUUAUAUACUAAUGAAGAAUAUAAUCAAGAAUUAAGUGAAACAAUUAAUACGUAUUUGCCACUUAAGGUGUCUGAUGAUGGACAGCUACCACGGACGAUUUGCCCCGGGUGUACUAUUCAGGUUGAGGCAACAGUAGAAUUUUUCAACCUUAUUAUUAAAGGACAGAAAAUAUUACGAGACUUACAUGAAAGAGAAGUAGAAUAUAAAAAAAGUAUUACAAAAGAAAUUCCUGAUACAGAAGUAAUUGCUGAAAAAAUUGUUUAUGAAAUAAAUACAAGCGAUGGCAUUUACCAUGUGGAGCAUCCGAUCAGCCUGCAGAUGGCAGGACUGGAUAAGCCCAAGAGGAAAAGAGGCCGGCCCUCGAAGAAGCUCAAGACUCCCGAAGAGCUGGCUCGGGAGGCGGCCGCGGCCGUGGCGGCUAAAGAGGAGGAAGCCAGACAACAGGCUCAACGCGCUCAGGAAGAAUGUCACGGGAAGAGAAGGAGAAAGAUGCCCACAAGGUUGAAAGGAGCCGUGCAGGGAAGAGAGCUCGAAAAGAUAUUCAUAGAAGAGGGCGUCAUAGACAAAGCGGAGGGCGACCCCGACGCGGCGGCGGCCGAGGACGGCGCGUCGACGGAGCCGGAGGUGAAGACCAUCGGCCACGUCGCCUCCUCCGGGGAGCCGGUGGUGGUCAACGUGCGCAAGGGGCGCGGCAGGCCCAAGGGAGCCGUGCGAGGCGCCGGGCAGCCGUCGCAGUGCGCCCUCUGCGGUCUGCGCUUCGCCUCCGUGGGUCGCUACAUGUCGCACGUCGCGUCGCACAAUCGCGACCCGCUCUUCGACCCAGAAGAGAAAGAGUCGCGACCUUCCGGGCCGAUGCCCGUCGAGAUGAAGGAAGAUCCGGAAGAGCGACGGAACGAAAGAGCCGACGUAGCCGAUGUCGAAGAACCGCGUCCUCCGACGGAUCCGGCUCGCGAGGACGGCGAGGAGGAACCUUCGGGAGCUGACAGAAAGCAGUUCGAGUGUAACCAGUGCGAUAAGAAGUUCGGCAGCAAACAGAGCAAGUCCAUGCACAUAAAGGCCGUGCACCGCGGGGAGAGGCCCUACCGGUGCCCCGAGUGCGGGCUCUCCUUCGCCUACCCUCGCUCCCUGGCCCUGCACGCCCUGGCGCAUCGCCGGAGACGAGCCGCCGCCGACACCGGAUACGCCUGCGACGUUUGCCACAAGGUUUGCGAACGCGAGAGCUCGAGCCGCGCUCGAGCGGGACUCGCGUCUGACCUCGGCCCUUCCCGACGUCCUCAGGUGCUGAGCCACCCGUCGUCCGUGACGUACCACAAGCAGGCGGCGCACGGAGCCACCCAGUACGUGUGCGGCCAGUGCGGGAAACGCUUCCACCAUCGGCAGCUGCUGCAGAGGCAUCAGCUCGUGCACUCCAAGCGGCGGCCCUUCGACUGCGAGGUAACGUCGCGGAGGACUCGCGCGAACUUCGCUCCGGCGCUUCUCAAACUCGUGCCGCUUCCAGAUCUGUGCGGCGACGUUCAAGACGAAGGCCAACCUGCGCAACCACCUGCAGCUGCACUCCGGGGUCAAGAAGUUCUCGUGCGAGGUCUGCCCCCAGCGCUUCUCGCACCAGACCAGCCUCACGCUGCACAUGCGCUGGCACACGGGGUCCAAGCCCUACUCCUGCGAGACCUGCGGCAAGAGAUUCAGCCAGAAGGGCAACCUGUCGGAGCACGAGCGCAUCCACACGGGCGAGAAGCCCUUCGCCUGCCCCCUCUGCCCCCGGCGCUUCACCACCUCGUCCCAGAGGCGCCUGCACGCGCGUCGGCACGGGUGAGCGCUCCGCCCGCUCGUCCGCUCGCUCCCCGAGCGGCGAACGACCGAGACGAGACCGCGACGAGACGUCUCUUCCAGGAACGAAAAUCUGAGGAGGCCCGGCGCCCCGCGGCUCGUCCCCGAGCGGCCGACGGCGCCGGCCCCGGAGGCCCCGAGCGACGUCGCGUUUCCGGUCGGCGAAAAGGUGAUGUUAGUCAGCAAGCAAGAAGUCGGCGGCGACGUCAUCUACGUGACGUACGAGGCGUCCGACGCGUCCUCCUUCCGCGUCGUCCGUCCCCGAGAGGUACGUCCGGCGACCCGCGCCGCUCCCGAGUCCGCGGCGCUCUCGGCUCGAGUCCUCGAAACGUGUUCGCAGGCGGCGGAGGCCGAGGAGACGGAGGAGGCGGAGGUGGAGAACUCGGAGGUGCCGGCCGCCCGCGAGUCGUCCGCCGAGUCGCCGGUCGACCGACUGGACUCGCUCGCGAUACCUCAGGUCGGUAUUUCAGCGUCGCGAGUGAAAGUCGACCGAUCGAUACGAUCCAAACCCGCGGGUCCCGUUCGCAGAUCGCGGCAGGCGACGCGGCCGGCCGUUCCCCUCUGCGCCUGCGCAUGCGAGACGGCUCCGUGCUCGCCGUCACCUCGCUCGACGGAGAGACUCUGCAGAUCCUGACGCAAGACGGCCAGGCGAUUCCGGUGGAGGUGAACGAGUACGACGAGGCCGCGGUGAGUGUCUCGCCGACGCCGAGAGACGUCGGACAUUUUUCUUCAAUAAAGUCGCGGUCGCGUUUGCAGGAGGGCGUGGCGGCGAGCGAGGCGGCGCCGGACGAGCUCGAGGCCGACGGGGCGGAACCCGCUCGGUACUUCACCAUCGUGUAGACGGACGCGAGGCGCGGGACGGCGGACGCCCUCGUGAUAAUAGAUUCGUCGACGUUAUAUUUAAUUACAAAUUAUAAAUAUGAAUAUGAAAAGAUCUCGUUAAUUAUAUUAAUUAUCAUUGUAAUGUCGCGU